This is a messenger RNA of Fonsecaea nubica, 1968 nucleotides long. RefSeq lists its product as hypothetical. Gene Ontology annotation, molecular function: DNA-directed DNA polymerase activity; damaged DNA binding. The transcript has a single exon. Lineage: Eukaryota; Fungi; Ascomycota; Eurotiomycetes; Chaetothyriales; Herpotrichiellaceae. Gene Ontology annotation, cellular component: site of double-strand break; replication fork; nucleus. Bases 1 to 1968 code for a protein of 655 amino acids. Gene Ontology annotation, biological process: error-prone translesion synthesis; response to radiation. The record is from RefSeq and is a predicted model, not a curated record.
AUGUCUUCGUCGCAGCCCUUUGUGCCCUCAUCGCCCCUCACCCGCGCCGGUGCCAGGAAGAAGUCGCAGUUCACGUACAAGCACCUCCAUCUCCUCAGCCAAUCGUCCACGUCUUGUCCCUUGAGGUGCAUCGCACUGAUCGACUACGAUGCCUUCUAUGCGCAGUGUGAGAUGGUGAGACUGGGCGUGGUCGAGACCCAACCACUGGCCGUCCAACAGUGGCAAGGUCUCAUCGCCAUCAACUAUCCCGCCCGGGAAUUCGGCUUGAACAGACACGUCACCGUCGCCGAGGCAAAAUCAAAGUGUCCGCAGAUUGUGAUCCAGCACGUUGCGACAUGGCGUGAAGGCGACGACAAGUGGGCGUACCGGGACGAUGCUGCAAAGCACAUCCAGACGGACAAGGUGUCGCUAGACCCGUAUCGUCUGGAGUCGAGGAAGAGUUUGGCCCUCGUCAAGGAGAUCCUCCCCCCGCCGCCGAUACAGCGCGUCGAGAAAGCCAGCAUUGACGAGGUCUUUCUCGACCUAUCGGCUCAAAUCCACCAGAUCUUGCUGGAAAGGUAUCCGGAACUUCAGUACGUGCCCUAUGACGAUCCGACAGAGAACUUGCCCCUGCCACCCUCAACGGCUCUGAAUUGGGAGGCAGAUGCUCUGGUGGACCUCGAUUCCACAGAGACGGAAGACGACGACCCUGAUUGGGACGAUGUGGUCAUGAACAUUGGCUCUGAGAUCGUCCGGGGUGUGCGGAAGACGAUUCGCGAGAAGCUGAAGUACACCUGCUCAGCCGGUAUUGCGCGUAACAAGAUGAUGGCCAAGCUUGGAGCUGGAUAUAAAAAGCCCAAUCAGCAAACUAUUGUCCGCAAUCGGGCGGUCCAGCACUUCUUGUCCGGGUUCAAAUUUACAAAGAUACGCAAUCUGGGGGGCAAACUCGGGGACCAUAUUGUCGACACCUUCAACACGGACGAUGUCACGGACCUCCUCACGAUUCCCCUCGAACAACUCAAGGCCAAGUUGGGCGACGACACGGGAACGUGGCUUUAUGGAACGAUUCGUGGUGAGGACAACAGCGAAGUCAGUUCGCGGACGCAGAUCAAAUCAAUGCUAUCUGCUAAAUCUUUCAGACCGUCUAUCAACACAACGGAGCAGGCUAAUAAAUGGCUAAGGAUUUUUGUAGCAGACAUCUAUGCUCGCUUGGUCGAGGAAGGCGUGCUCGAGCACAAGAGAAGACCCAAGACCAUCACCCUACACCACCGGCAAGGCGGACAGACCAGGUCAAAACAACUACCGAUACCAGGAGGCAAGAAGAUCGACGAGAUGAUGCUGUUUGAACUUGCCAAAACCUUGCUUGGACAAGUCAUUGUGGACGGGAGAGCCUGGCCGUGCGCAAAUCUAUCGCUUAGUGUGGGUGGCUUCGAAGAAGGUGUGUCGGGUAAUAAAGGCAUCGACACGUUCCUGCUGAAGGGAGAUGAAGCCAGGGUUGCAAUGGAUGUCCCACCACGAAGCAACACCGCAACACCGGAUGUCGAUGAAGGCCGGCCUGAGAAGCGGCGAAGAUUGAACGAAGGUCGGCCUAGCAUUGCCCGCUUCUUUUCCAAGGGCGAGAGCACCGAGGAAGGCGAAGACGGGCCCGAAGCUGGCCCUCAGGAACGGGAUUCCAGCGGACAAGCUGGUAGUGAAGGGAUGCCACACCGAGAAAACAGCCAUCCUCCACCUCAAUUGCACCAACAAAACAUCGCCACCUACUUCUGUCAGACGUGCCAGAAGUCAAUCAAUGAAACCGACCGAGGCGAGCAUGAAGACUGGCAUUUCGCCAGAGAACUUCAAGCCCAAGACGCGCCCUCUGUGACGGGCCCGACGAAUAGUCGCCCUCCUGGUCAGACCAACGCCAAAUCGAAGCGUGGUGGUGCGAGUAAUUCUCGAGGGCGAGGCUCAAAGGUCGAGAAAGGUCAGAGUCGCCUUGCUUUUGGAUAG